GGCAGACGCUGUUGGUCCUUCUUUGUGCAGAAGAGGCAGGAUGAGAUCUGCGUUGGACUUUGGGGUCCUGCUUGUGACGAUGGCCGGCCUGGGGGGCUUCCCUCCCCAGGUACAGAGCGCGGGGCCAAGAGAGCACUUCGUCUACCAGAUGAGGCCCGUGUGCUUCUUCACCCCCCUCAACGGGACCCAGCUGGAGAUCCACUUCCUGCUCACCUACACCUGGGGCCGGCAGGACUAUGUCCGCUUCGACAGCCGCGUUGGGGAGUACCGGGCCAUCAUGCCGCUGGGAGAGCCCGACGCCCGAUACUGGAACAGCCAGAAGGCCACCCUGGAGAGCGAGCGGCACAAUGUUGACCGCUUCUGCCGGCACAACUACGAAGUCGACGGGUCCUUCGCCCGCACCAGGAGUGUCGAGCCCCAGGUGACGAUCAUCCCCACAGACUACGACCCCUCCUCCCUCAACACUUUGCUGGUUUGCUCCGUCACUGGCUUUUACCCCUCAGAGAUCGAAAUCAAGUGGCUGAGGAACGGGAAGGAGGAAGGCGAAAGCAAAGUGGCCACCACCGACCUGAUGAGGAACGGGGACUGGACCUACCAGAUCCACGUCAUGCUGGAAACGCACUUGGAGUGCGGAGACCUCUACGCCUGCCAGGUGGAGCACUCCAGCUUAAAUGGCACCGUCAUCACCGUGCAGUGGGACCCACAAUCGGAUUCUGCCAGGAACAAGAUGUGGACGGGGGUCAUGGGGGUCAUGCUGGGGCUGGUCUUUUUCCUCCCUGGACUCGUCCUCUUCCUGAAGAAUAAGAAAGGGCGGGGCAUUCCACAACCUGCAGGACUUAUCAGUUAAACUUCACAGCUCCAGCUGGAUCCCCAAAGGGGAGAAGCAUUUGUGUUCUUCCUUUCAAAUGGACACCUUUUGUUGCUUGGAGGAUGCAAAGUUCAGAGGCAGCACAGGAAGAACAGAAAAGGACCGUCAGAUCUUCUCAUCUACACCCCACCCUUCAAAAGCACCAUCACUUCUUUGCCUCUUAUUUAUCUGGGGGGGAGUGUUGUAUGGGAGGUGGAGAGAAGCCCCGUGACGUCUUUGCUGCAUUUCAUCUUGUCUUUUUGCCCGUUGAGACUUUUGCACAUGUCUGGUCCAGAUGGCCGCAUCCUGCACUGCCCUUUCUCGGGGAGUCUGGACUCUCCCUUCAGAGCAAUAGGAUCGUGUGGCCUUUUGAAGACUUCCUCCUAGGCUUUGAGAUGCCACCAGUUUCUCUGUCGGUUUAGCUGUAACAGUUUCACACAAGGCCAUCUCUUGUGAGUUGUUCCUGGAGCUCUGGUGGGCUGGAUGGCGGGGGUGGGAUUUGCUGAGGGCUGCCUUUCUUUCAGAUUCACAGGUAUAGAUUAUGGUUUUGAUAUAUGUUUUAGCUACUGGCCACCGCAACAGCCAUGAGAUCUGUGUUGAGCACCACACCUUUUCACACAGUAAGCAAACCAAAACAUAAGUAAAUUAGGUCAGCACUCUGCCAGUUAACCCUCUCCUUACCCCAAAUGCAGUCACUGCCGUAACAAGGUUAGAGGGUCCUGUGUUCAAUAAUGGACAUUGGCCACCCGUUCUUGCUGCGCCUCUGGUGCCACGGAAAUAUUUUACACUAUUCCUUGUGGACAGCCACCACUCGCACGAACACAAAGGUCCCCCCCCCCAGUAGCUCCUUGCCCCUUUCUUCCUCCUCCUCCCUCUAGUUCAUUCUUCUGGCCACCUUCUCUUGCUGCCCUUCUUCCACCCCACUGGCCAGCCAGCUUGCACGGCAAGAAGGGGCUGAAUGGCCUCUUUCCUCGCUCAAGUGCCCUGAGCCUUUUUGGAAGGGUGGUAUAAAGAUCAAAUAAAGAAAUAAAUAAUAAGUGCAGAAAGAGGCCACUCCACCCCUUACUGCUUUGCAAGCAGGCUGGCCAGAGGGGCAGCAGUGGGCAGCAAGGCAGGGGCAGCAAGAGCAACGGCAGGCGGGGAGGCCAAAGCAGUGGGGGAUGAGUCUGUGAGAAUUAGCUCUAUGGGGAGGGGGAGCAGCAGUGGUGGUGGUGGUGGUGGUGGUGGUGGGAAGCGGCAGGAGGGGCGAGGGGGAGCAACACAGUGUUCCCUCCAAGUGACUGUGGGAAGCCUGUGUUCUUGGAAGAUGUCUGCCCGAUGAGAGUUAUGCCGCCGAUCCCAUAACAAUGGGCUAAAUGUAAUGAAAAGAUUUUUUUAAUAAACCACCUUCUUUGGAAAUCUCCCAGGAUCUGUUCUUGUCCCAGAUUGGCUGAUGUGAGGGGCGAGAGUGUUGAGGAGAGUCUUACAGGUCAGCCUUGGCUCUGUGGGUCCUGCCGUCUUUGUGUCCCGCACUCUCCCUUUCUUCCGGAUCCAAAGAUAAUCCGGUUCACUGGGAAAUCUGCUCCUAGGCAAAUGCUAGAGGUCUGUAACUCCCUUUUACUAGUUUGUUUCCCCCUGUAAUUUCCCCCCACAGAAACUGAUGAUUCCUGUUCCAGGGACAGAAUCCUUCCCCCACCUGCUAGCUUUCUUUGCUUGGCAAGAAAUCAGUUAAAUGUAUUGCACAUUUCAGUGGCUUCUUUGAUCAUUGCAAUUCUCUUACAUUGCCCAACAUCAUCUGACUCAUUUAAAUACAGCAAGACAUUGCACAGCACAGCCUUGAUGUGAGAUGAUUUCUUCUGAAUUGUAUCAAUAAAGGGUUUUUUCCA
Messenger RNA from Hemicordylus capensis (graceful crag lizard), 2712 nucleotides. RefSeq names its product H-2 class II histocompatibility antigen, E-S beta chain-like. The transcript has 6 exons. Gene Ontology annotation, biological process: immunoglobulin production involved in immunoglobulin-mediated immune response; antigen processing and presentation of exogenous peptide antigen via MHC class II; positive regulation of T cell activation. Lineage: Eukaryota; Metazoa; Chordata; Lepidosauria; Squamata; Cordylidae. Gene Ontology annotation, cellular component: MHC class II protein complex; membrane. The record is from RefSeq and is a predicted model, not a curated record. Bases 41 to 847 code for a protein of 268 amino acids. Gene Ontology annotation, molecular function: MHC class II protein complex binding.